AAGUUAUGGUGUUAAAAGAGACGUCCUUAGCCGGAGACACCAUCUGUCUCAUGUUUCUGUGCUCCAGUCUGCAGGAUGAUGUCAAAGUAGUUAAACUAUCACAACAGGUAGAGAAAAGCCACACGAAAAGGUCAAACCAGGAAUCAGAGGCUGGAGCGGGGACUUGGUUUGGAUUUUAACUGCAUGUGGCUAAGCUGAGUCACUCCAGCCAGCAGCGCAAUGGAAAAGAAGUUGGGAAAAGUUCCAUUUCUUCUGUGGGUUUCUUUCCCACUGCUGGCUCGUCUGAACCACUGAGAGCUGCUUCUUCUUUUAGGCUUGGUGCAUGAGGAAAAGAAAGAACUUGUCGAACUCUGUACGGACCUAUUGCUUUGUUUUCACCAAACUGGACGACCCACCGGUUGGAUAAGACUACGGGAGGCAUUUCUUUACAUAGAUCAUAGGAAUUUAAAGUUGCAUGCUGGAAACUUUGAGUAAAUUUAAUGCAUGCCUCCAAUGACCGAUAAAACCCUCUGAAAGUGCAUUUUCAAAUACUGAAAAGUCUGAUGCAAAUGGAAGAGCUAAGAUCUUUAAGCAUCCUAAUGAAGGAACAAAGUGAAGACAUACUGAGAAAGGAGCAAGCUGAUGAUCUAAAUCUUAACAGGGAAAUUAACCCAGUGGAUGCAUUUAACCUUUGUAUUGGUUCAUUGUCCUAUUUUGCAACGCCUUCUGAAGAUGUUAAUGGGUCUUUUAUAGAAGAAACUGACACAGAGACAACAGAGAAGAUGAUCAUGCAGUUGGAAGAACAGAAAACACGGGAUGAAUACAUCGAUAAUGGCUUAGAUAAUAAAAAUCCUGACCAGAUUAACACGACAGCUCAACACAAAGUUAACACAUGCGAGAAUGAAGAUCUAUCAGUGGAUAUGUUUGCAAGAAAUGGAUCUAUUUCCCCAAAAUGUCAAGAUGUUUCUGCAAACAGCACGGAGGCAGAGUGUGGUUUCUCAAACGUAAAUAAUAAGCAUGAUGGCGUUAAAGAGGCCACUCAAAAAUUGUGCUUUGAGGAAGAUUGUGUCCCAAUUUCUCACUCUGGUGUGGAUUCUGAGAAGAUUGUGGACCUACAACCAAAAAGGAAAGAUUCUGCAAUAGUUUUGAAACAUACACUUGAUGCUUUUCAAGAGCAGGGACCAGAACUGGAGGAUGGUGAGGAAGGGAAAUUUAUUGGAAAUGAAGGAGAAAAGGGAAAGAAUGUCUGUUCAAACUUCCUUACCAGUGUAAGUGAUGAUUCACAUGAUACUAAUAAGCUAACGGCUAAUUGUCCACUAGGGUCGAGUCUUACCAGAGCAACCUUCUUUCCAGCCUCCCCAACAGACAAAGAAACCCAACUUCUGGUUCUGUUUGGUGGCCUUAGAGUUCUCAAGAAGGGGGCUUCUGGAAAUCAACUCCUCGAAGAAAAGCAGGGUGAUGCAAAGGCCCAGGGAGGCUUUCUGGACCAGAUUUCCCAGUUUCUGAAUCGAGAAAAGAGUGCAGGUGAUGAGAAAGGUAACGAUUUGACCAAGAGUAAACCACAUAAGGGUGAAAUCGGAACAUGCAUGGAUGGAAAUGAGGGAUGUCCAGAAAGUAAGAGCAAAGAACUUCAAGUAGAAGAUGAUUUAAAGGAUUCAGUGCAAGUCGAGCCAACCAAGCCUGUGUCAAGCGCAGAAGCAGCUUUUGAUGCCUUUAAAGCCCUUUUCACCCCAAAACCUCUGAAGAAAGACUCAUCAGAGAGGACUGACCUGGAAGCAGUGAGGAAGAAGUUACGAAAUGAUAAAGAUGUGCUCAGAUUGCUUUUUGAGAGAACCUCCAAAAAGCCACUAGAAAAGAAAGACACAUGUGAUGAAAAAUCAGAAGCACAGACAACAGGAGAAGGAGACGAAAAAACUCCUGGUCGCCUGCAAGCCGUGUGGCCUCCUCUCAAGGAGGAAAAGGUUGGCCUUAAGUAUACUGAAGCAGAGCACCAGGCUGCUCUCCUGCAGCUGAAAAGAGAAUGCAAACAGGAGCUAGAGAAGUUACAGGAGGAUUAUGAGAUUCAACUCUACAAACUGAGGGAGCAACACAGAUACAACGUGGAACGUUUGGAGUUGGUUGUUGCUGAGCUACAGGUCAAAGUUUCCCAGGUUACGAGUCACCAUCCAGGGAGCCAUAAAGAUGUGGCUAUUUCUACUACAGAUGUCUUUUUAAACAAGUCAUUCCGCACUGUCAGCAUCCAGACUGACAGAGAGAGCUUCAUCAAAACUCCAGAAGAUGGAGAGGUUACCAGGACAGCUUCUUCAAAUCUUCAGGAGCAAAUGGGAAUCCCUAAAAAGCUGGACAUGUCUCCCAUCAGUCUCAACCUGUCUGGUCAGACAGGAGAUGAAUUUUCUUCCCCUUCUUCAUCUUCAACAUUACUUCAGACUCUACCUUCUGGAGAGUCUUUACCAAUACCAGGCACUGGUUCUCUGAAUUCACCACCAGCUGCACAAACCCCUCCUCCUCCUUUGCCACCACCCUUGCCAUCUUUGUCACUACCUCCACCACCUCCACCUCCGCCCCCACCUCCUCAGUCAGGACUAGGUGUUUCUCACCCACCACCUCCUCCACCAGUAGGGGGUCUUGUUGAUAAACCUCCUAGGAAGCCAGUAGUGGAACCUUCCAGAGCCAUGAAGCCUCUUUAUUGGACCAGAAUCCAGAUUGAAAAUGACAACAACUACUUACUUUGGAACAACUUAGAGGAACCACACAUAAUAAAUGCCAAUGAGUUUGAGGAACUCUUCGCUAAAACAACUGUUAUGGAAAAAAAGAAGCCCCUGUCUCAGACUUUUGAGAAGAAAGCCAAAACUAAAAAGAUCAUUAAGCUGCUUGACAGCAAGCGCUCUCAGGCUGUGGGAAUCCUCAUAUCAAGCCUCCACCUAGAAAUGAAAGAUAUUCAGCAAGCUGUACUGACCGUGGAUCAUUCUGUGGUGGACCUGGAGGCCAUUGAAGCACUUUAUGAAAAUAGAGCUCAGGCAGAUGAGCUGGAGAAGAUCAGGAAACAUUAUGAGCUGUCUGAAGAGGAGGAUGUUAAACUGUUGGACAAACCUGAGCAGUUCCUGUAUGAACUGUCUCAGAUUCCAGAGUUUACUGGCCGAGCUUGCUGUAUGAUCUUCCAGUCGACCUUCAUUGAUGGGAUUGCAUCAAUAAAACGCAAGCUAAGCUCUGUCUCUUGUGUCUGUAAGGUUCUGCUGGAGAGCAGCGGCGUCAGGGAGGUUAUGGGACUGGUGCUGGCUUUGGGGAACCACAUGAACGGAGGCAGCAGGAUCAGAGGCCAGGCAGACGGUUUUGGUCUCGAAAUCCUUCCAAAGCUCAAAGAUGUAAAAAGCAGGGACAACCGUAUCAGCCUUGUCGACUAUGUGGUGUCGUACUACCUGCACAAUGUGGAUAAGAAUGCUGAAACAGAAAAUAGUGUGUUUCCUCUGCCUGAGCCUCAGGACGUCCUCAUUGCAGCUCAGGUCAAGUUUGAUGACCUCAGCAGGGAUCUGAGGAAGUUUGAACAAGAUCUGAUAAGUAUGUGA
Cyprinodon tularosa is the source of this 3542-nucleotide messenger RNA. It is a transcript of the gene fmn1, whose product is annotated as formin 1. Gene Ontology annotation, molecular function: actin filament binding; microtubule binding. NCBI's taxonomy places the organism in Eukaryota, Metazoa, Chordata, Actinopteri, Cyprinodontiformes, Cyprinodontidae. The transcript has 12 exons. The coding region runs from base 543 to 3542 and encodes 999 amino acids. Gene Ontology annotation, cellular component: cytoskeleton; cytoplasm; actin filament. The record is from RefSeq and is a predicted model, not a curated record. Gene Ontology annotation, biological process: actin nucleation; cortical actin cytoskeleton organization; actin filament network formation.